GGUUCCUGCGGCAAGGGGCUCAGGUACAGGUGCUUCGUGAUCUGCUACGUUGACUACUGCGGCGUCGGCGUCCAAGUACAUCGAGCAGGCUCCGCUAGGCGGCUGCGUGCCAAGCGGAGACGGGGUGGAGUCGAGGUGAACUCGCGACCCUGCCCGACCUCUGUCUCGGUCGUCUGGUCGAGGCACGCCAUCGUGGGCUUCUCAGUUUUGCACGAGCAGGGCUACGAGCUGGUGCACUCAAGUCUUGAGCGGAAGAUGGUGGAACUCACAAAGGGCGAGAGGUUUCAUACGUUCCUGUGGCAAGAAUCUUAUCUGUCGUACGACCAGGCCGUGGAGAAGGGUUGCGACCUCAUCGACUGGAUUGGCAACCGGUGGGCUGAUUUCUUCACAGGACAUGCCGAGUGGGCGCAGAAGCUGGACAAGAGCGACACCGCCAAAGUCGUCACUGCAAAUGUGCCAGCCGCGAACAUCGAGUACCACGACUUCUGGCACGAUCCAGCCCCAG
Molecule: messenger RNA, 505 nt
Organism: Prorocentrum cordatum
Lineage: Eukaryota; Dinophyceae; Prorocentrales; Prorocentraceae
Source: the annotation of a GenBank genome assembly